Molecule: messenger RNA, 597 nt
Organism: Hippopotamus amphibius kiboko
Lineage: Eukaryota; Metazoa; Chordata; Mammalia; Artiodactyla; Hippopotamidae
Gene: PLA2G2F
Product: phospholipase A2 group IIF
Exons: 5
Coding region: 1-597 (198 amino acids)
Biological process (GO): negative regulation of T cell proliferation; arachidonate secretion; lipid catabolic process
Molecular function (GO): phospholipid binding; calcium ion binding
Source: RefSeq, a predicted model, not a curated record
AUGGCAGAUGGGCCGCAGGCCAACCCCAAAGGGUUCAGGAAGAAGGGGCUGGUGAGACACCCCUCAGGGUGGAGGGGUCCGAGCCUCAGGGCCUCUUCUCCUUCGAGAACUUCCAGAUCUCACCUGGGGAUGAAGACGUUCAUCACCAUCACCAUCCUGGCCAGCAGCGUCCUGCCCGCAGCCCACAGCAGCGUGCUCAACCUCAAGUCCAUGGUGGAGGCCAUCACAGGGAGGAACGCCAUCCUGUCCUUCGUGGGCUACGGCUGCUACUGCGGGCUGGGGGGGCGCGGCCUGCCCAUGGAUGAGGUGGACUGGUGCUGCCAUGCCCACGACUGCUGCUACCAGAAGCUCUUUGACCUGGGCUGCCACACCUAUGUGGACCACUACAACUACACCAUCGAGAACAAUACUAACAUUGUCUGCAGCGAGCUCAACCAGAUGGAGUGUAACAAGCAGACGUGCGAGUGCGACAAGAACUUGGUCCUGUGCUUCCAGAACCAGACGUACAGGGAGGAGCAUCGAAACUACCCCAACAUCUACUGCCAGGGCCCCGUGCCCAGCUGCAGCAUCUACGAGCCACACCCCCUGCCUCCCUAG